Messenger RNA from Pteropus alecto (black flying fox), 935 nucleotides. It is a transcript of the gene AQP10, whose product is annotated as aquaporin 10. Gene Ontology annotation, biological process: water transport; glycerol transmembrane transport. NCBI's taxonomy places the organism in Eukaryota, Metazoa, Chordata, Mammalia, Chiroptera, Pteropodidae. The transcript is spliced from 6 exons. The coding region runs from base 30 to 935 and encodes 301 amino acids. The record is from RefSeq and is a predicted model, not a curated record. Gene Ontology annotation, cellular component: plasma membrane; basolateral plasma membrane. Gene Ontology annotation, molecular function: glycerol channel activity; urea transmembrane transporter activity; water channel activity.
GUAGCAGGCAGAGACAGGGUGCUGUCACCAUGGUCCACAGUCAGCCCAUGAUAAGACUCAAGAGCCGGGUCCAGAUCCGCAGCCUCCUGGCCCGGCAGUGCCUGGCAGAGUUCCUGAGCGUGUUCGUGCUCAUGUUCCUCACCCAGGGGGCCGUGGCCCAGACUGUCACCAGCAGAGGGGCCAAAGGCAACUUCUUCACCUCAUUCCUGGCGGGUGCCCUGGCUGUGACGGCAGCCAUCUACGUGGGUGGCAAUGUCUCAGGGGCCCACCUGAACCCCGCCUUCUCCCUGUCCAUGUGCCUCCUGGGACGCCUGCCCUGGGCCAAGCUCCCCAUUUACUCGUUGGUGCAGGUUCUGUCUGCUUUCUGUGCCUCUGGAGCCACAUAUAUCAUGUACUACGACGCCCUGCAGAACUACACAGGUGGGAACCUGACAGUGACUGGCCCCCAAGAGACGGCUUCCAUCUUUGCCACCUACCCUGCAUCCUAUCUGUCCCUGACGGGUGGCUUCCUGGACCAGGUUCUGGGUACCUGGAUCCUGCUGGUGGGGGUCCUGGCCCUCCUGGACUUGAAGAACAAGGGAGUGCCCGCAGGUCUGGAGCCCGUGGCCGUGGGGCUGCUGAUCCUGGCCAUUGAGCUAGCCAUGGGUUCCAACUGUGGGGUCCCACUCAACCCUGCCCGGGACCUGGGCCCACGGCUUUUCACCUACGUGGCUGGCUGGGGCCCUGAAGUCUUCAGCGCUGGCAAUGGCUGGUGGUGGGUGCCUGUGGUGGCCCCUAUGGUGGGGGCCACCCUCGGCACGGCCACGUACCAGCUGCUGGUGGCGCUGCACCACCCUGAGGACGAAGAGCCAGCUCAGGAUCUAGAGUUUGCCCAGCAGAAGGCCCCGUACUUGGAAACUCCUGACUCAGCUAAGAAGCCGGAGAGCAAGCUCUGA